GCGCCCUCCGUCGACGAGGUGCUCUCCCUGGCCGCCCGCCUGGGCGCCGCGGACCGGCGGGCCCUGCAGGCCGCGCUCGCGGCCGCCGACGGCCAGCACGGGGUUGCGAAGGACGCGGCCCUCGGGCCCCCAGCCGCGGGCGCGCCCGCGGAGCAGCAGGCGAAGUCGCUGUGGUCCUGCCUCACGGCCAGCCUGGGCGUGCUGCGGCCUGCCUCCGUCGGGCGCGCCUGUCUGAG
Messenger RNA from Prorocentrum cordatum, 236 nucleotides. The record is from the annotation of a GenBank genome assembly. Lineage: Eukaryota; Dinophyceae; Prorocentrales; Prorocentraceae.